Manihot esculenta (cassava) is the source of this 1144-nucleotide messenger RNA. RefSeq names its product phenylcoumaran benzylic ether reductase POP1. The transcript has 5 exons. The record is from RefSeq and is a predicted model, not a curated record. Bases 77 to 1003 code for a protein of 308 amino acids. Gene Ontology annotation, molecular function: oxidoreductase activity. NCBI's taxonomy places the organism in Eukaryota, Viridiplantae, Streptophyta, Magnoliopsida, Malpighiales, Euphorbiaceae.
CGCUUUUGACUCACUCAUCAUCUUCAUCUCUCUGUUUAUCUCUGUCUGCACAAAGUCUCACCUGCAAGUUUCUGCAAUGGCAUCAAACAGCAAGAUUCUGAUCAUCGGAGGAACUGGGUACAUCGGAAAACACAUAGUGGAAGCCAGUGCAAAGUCUGGUCACCCAACUUUUGCUCUUGUGAGAGAGUCCACUCUCUCUGGCCCUGCAAAGUCCACCAUCAUCGACAAUUUCAAGAGCCUUGGCGUCAAUUUCCUCGUUGGAGAUUUGUACGAUCAUGAGAGCUUGGUGAAGGCAAUAAAGCAGGUAGAUGUGGUGAUCUCCACAGUAGGUCAAGGUCAAGUACCUGAUCAAGUGAAGAUCAUCGCUGCCAUUAAAGAAGCUGGGAACAUUAAGAGAUUCUUCCCCUCAGAAUUUGGAAAUGAUGUUGAUCACGUCCACGCAGUUGAGCCAGUAAAAUCAGCAUUUAACGACAAGGUUAAAAUCCGACGUGCUAUUGAGGCUGCAGGAAUCCCAUACACCUAUGUGGCUUCCAACAUUUUUGCUGGGUAUUUGCUGCCAAAUUUCAACCAGCUUGGAGCCACAGCUCCUCCGAGAGAUAAAGUCGUCAUCUUGGGUGAUGGAAAUCCCAAAGCAAUUUUCAACAAGGAAGAUGACAUAGCCGCCUAUACAAUUAAAGCUGUGGAUGACCCGAGAACCUUAAACAAGAUCCUGUAUAUUAGACCUCCAGCCAACAUCUAUUCAUUCAAUGAUCUCGUGUCCUUGUGGGAGAAGAAGAUCAGCACCACCAUUGAAAGGAUCUAUGUUCCUGAGGAGCAACUUCUCAAGACCAUUCAAGAGGCCGAGUUCCCAUUGAAUAUCAUAUAUGCACUUGCUCACUCAGUGUUUGUGAAGGGAGAUCAGACCAAUUUUGAGAUAGAAGAAUCAUUUGGAGUAGAGGCAUCAGAGCUUUAUCCUGAGGUCAAAUAUACUGCAGUAGACGAAUACCUUAAUGCCUUUGUUUGAGUUUAUGAGACUCAGACUCAGACUCAGACUAAGACUCAAUACCCAUCUAUCAAUAAUCAUGUUACUUACCUUCUUGGACUGCUUUCUAUUCCGAGUUGUUUUUAUUGUUGUGAUUAAUGAAUGUAUUUGUGAAAUUGUUUA